AUGAGUUAAUAUAAUAAUAAUAUACAAAGAGAUCAUUCUGCUUACAUUGCUAUUAAUUUUAGCUAAAAUUAAAAUACUCAAGAGCAAAUGAAUACCUAAGAUAAAAGUAUUGAUUCUUAUUUAAGCAGUAAAACUAAUAGAUUUCAAGAAAAAUCAUUAGAAUAUAAUGAUAAAACACAUACUAACUUAAGCUAGUAAAUGAAUGAUAAUCAAGAAUAAAUGACAGAAUUUAAUAAAAUAUAUCACUAUGAUAAUAAAUCUUAAAAAAAUUAAAGUAUUAAAGAUAACUAAAUAGACAUAGAACAAGAAAAUGAUAUUUUUUCAAUAUCAAAUAGAAACGAUUUCAAAUAGCUCUUUAAGUCUUGUAUUGAAAAUGCUUUGUCAUACUUAUUAGAGUAUAUUCCAAAUAUUUUUACUUUGUAUCUCAUAAAUAACAAUUCAAAUUAAAUAGAAGCAAGUGGAUUUGGUUUAGGUGUAAUUUGGAUUAAUUGUAUUGGUUAAAGUUUGUAUUAUGGUUUAGGAAGUGGCUUUGAAACAUUAGCCGCCCAUGCACAUGGUGCUGGUAAUUACAAAUAAGUUGGUCUAUUGUACCAAAGAACUCUGUUUAUUUCUUUGGUCAUGUUUAUACCUAUUUGCUCUUGUGUAUUUUUUUCAGAAAACAUUUUGUAAUUAUGGAAUUCUGAUAUUGAAAUAUGCAAAUAAGCUGCUAAUUUUUCAAUUUAUGCUUUGCCUGGAUUAUUCUUUGUUGCAAUAGCUUUUUAAUUCAAAGCUUCGUUGAAUGCAUAAAAUAUUUAUGACCUCCAGUAUAAAGCAGUUGUUUGGACUAUUCCUUUUAAUCUUCUAAUUUCUUAUAUGCUUAUUUCUUAACUUGGAUUAAAAGUUAAUGGUGGCGGUUUGGCUUUUUCAUUCACUCAGCUUACCUAACUUUUAUUGCUUUACUAUUUAGUAAAAUAAGACAGUCAAUACUAGAAGUGUUAUAUUCCUUUUGAUAAAAGAUGCAUGUAAGAAAUUAUUCCUUUCUUGAAGGUUGCAAUUCCUAUUGGGUCUCUUCUCACUCUUGAAUGGGUAGUCUACGAAAGCUUUUCAAUUUUAGCUUCCAAUUUACCUCCUGCUUAAUUUUCUGCUCAUGUCAUUUUAUCAAAUUUUAAUAUUAUUUAUUAUUAAAUCCCUGAAGGAUUUUCAAUAACAAUAUCGACGUUUGUUGGAAAUGAAAUGGGAAAUAAUAUGCCAAAUAGAGCUAAAAGAUUUGCAAGAUAUGGACUUAUUAUUGCUUUCUUAAAUUUCUCAAUAACGCUGAUACCAAUACUUUAUUUCAAGUAAGAAAUUAUUUAGAUGUUUUCUGUAGAUGAAGAAGUCUCGAUAAUCCUAGACUAAGCUUAUAGCGUUUUUAUAAUUGUUGUUAUCUGUGAUUCCUCUCAAGUAAUGCUAACUUGUUUAAUGAGAGCUAUAGGCAAAGAAUAAUUUAGCAGCGUGUCUUUCAUUCUCUGCUAUAUUUUUUUGGGAAUUUUCUGGGCUUAUCUACUAACUUAUUAGUUAGACUUUCAAAUUUAUGGCAUCCUAUUUGGAACAAUUAUUGGAUGUCUCUCAUAUGAUAUUUUGUAAGUUUAUCAGCUUUAUAAAUCAAAUUGGCAUGUUUUAGCAUAAUUCAUUUAAGAUAGAAUAGAUUCUCAUAAUUUAUAAGAAUUAGAAAAUAUUAAGUCACACUUAAUAUGA
Tetrahymena thermophila SB210 is the source of this 1713-nucleotide messenger RNA. RefSeq names its product MATE efflux family protein. Gene Ontology annotation, cellular component: membrane. Gene Ontology annotation, biological process: transmembrane transport. Lineage: Eukaryota; Ciliophora; Oligohymenophorea; Hymenostomatida; Tetrahymenidae. Gene Ontology annotation, molecular function: xenobiotic transmembrane transporter activity; antiporter activity. The record is from RefSeq and is a predicted model, not a curated record. The transcript has 3 exons.